Baudoinia panamericana UAMH 10762 is the source of this 426-nucleotide messenger RNA. RefSeq lists its product as uncharacterized. The transcript is spliced from 2 exons. Gene Ontology annotation, molecular function: carbon-sulfur lyase activity. The record is from RefSeq and is a predicted model, not a curated record. NCBI's taxonomy places the organism in Eukaryota, Fungi, Ascomycota, Dothideomycetes, Mycosphaerellales, Teratosphaeriaceae. The coding region runs from base 1 to 426 and encodes 141 amino acids.
AUGCCUACUGGAUCGUGCCUAUGUGGUGACAUCAAGGUAUCUUACACGGGCGAUCCUCCGUAUACGUCUAUCUGCUACUGUGACGACUGCAGAAAGAUAGGCCUCGCCCAACUCUUCCCCAUCCCCGAAGACAGCUUCACCUUCGACUUCGGCAAAGACAAGGUGAAGGUACAUACCAAGGUGGCCGACUCUGGCUUCGAUGUCAGCACGCAUUUCUGUCCGUCUUGCAGCGUCGCGCUGUACCGCACCUCCACGAAACCUUCUUUUCAAGGCAUCAUUGGUCUCAGGGCCGGCGUGAUUGAUGAUCAGAGUAUCGUCAAUGCCGCAACACCCAAACUCGAGAUCUUUGCUGAAAGGCGACCGAUUUAUAUCGAUCCUAUUCCAGGUACUCAGAGGGUGAAUUGCAGGUUCGAGAAGAUAGACUAG